Molecule: messenger RNA, 1497 nt
Organism: Phragmites australis (common reed)
Lineage: Eukaryota; Viridiplantae; Streptophyta; Magnoliopsida; Poales; Poaceae
Product: GDSL esterase/lipase At3g48460-like
Exons: 2
Coding region: 120-1280 (386 amino acids)
Molecular function (GO): hydrolase activity, acting on ester bonds
Source: RefSeq, a predicted model, not a curated record
GUUGGUAUCGGAAAAGAUUCACAUUUCUGCUUCGAUUUUAUUUCUCACUGGGGCUUCCAGCUAUAAAAACUGUACUACUCCACACGUACACACGCGCAGGUGCGAGUGGCAAGCUAGAUAUGGCGAUCACCAGCCGUCUCCUCCUGCUCGCCGUCGCCGUGGCGGUAGCGGCUCCGGCUGCGGGAGCCGCGUCCGCGUCGCCGUCGCCGUUCCGGAAGGUGUACGCGUUCGGCGACUCGUUCACGGACACGGGGAACACGCGCUCCACGACGGGGCCCUACUCCUUCGGCUACGUCUCCAGCCCGCCCUACGGCGCCACCUUCUUCCACCGCUCCACCAACCGCUACUCCGACGGCCGCCUCGUCGUCGACUUCCUCGCGCAGGAGCUGUCGCUGCCCUCCUUCCUCCCGCCCUACCUCUCCAACACUUCCAACGCCACUUCCAAAGCCACCGACGUCGGCGUCAACUUCGCCGUCGCCGGCGCCACGGCCAUCGAGCAUGAGUUUUUUGCCAAGAACAACCUCAGCAUCGAUAUCACGCCGCAGUCCAUCAUGACGCAGCUCGCCUGGUUCGACGCGCACCUCCGCCGGACAACUGCAGCCGCCGCCAGCACCAGCAAGAACAAGCAGCAGCUCGCCGACGCGCUCUUCUGGGUUGGCGAGAUCGGCGCCAACGACUACGCCUACACCGUCAUGGCACGCGACACGAUCGGCCCCAAGCUCAUCCGGACCAUGGCCGUCCAGAGGGUCACCGCCUUCAUCGAGGCGUUGCUGGACAGAGGCGCCAAGUACAUGAUCGUGCAGGGACUGCCGCUCACCGGCUGCCUGCCGCUGGCCAUGACGCUGGCGCGCGCCGACGACCGCGACAACGUCAGCUGCGUGGCGUCCGUCAACCGCCAGAGCUACGCGCACAACCGGCUCCUCCUGGCCGGCCUCCGCCGGCUCCGGCAGAAGCACCCGGGCGCCGUCAUCGCCUACGCCGACUACUACGGCGCGCACCUCGCCGUCAUGCGGAGUCCCGCGAGGUAUGGCUUCACGGAGCCCUUCCGGACGUGCUGCGGCUCCGGCGGCGGCGCCUAUAACUUCGACCUCUUCUCCACCUGCGGCUCGCCGGAGGUCACCAAGGCCUGCGCCCAGCCGGCCAAGUACGUCAACUGGGACGGCGUCCACAUGACGGAGGCCAUGUACAGGGUCGUCGCCGGUAUGUUCUUCCAGGGCGGCGACACCUACUGCCGCCCCGCGUUCAGCGCCCUGCUGGCCAGGAAAGCCCAGGGUAAGUGACCGCCGCCGAGAUCACCAGGAAAAUGCAUGCUACAAGCUCACAGAUUUAUCCAGUGUUGCUCCUUGCUAGCUAGAGUCAGCAGAAAUGCAGUUUAGUGGUGACAAAUGCAUCAGUCACCUUGUUCUUGAACCAUUAUGAUUUCUGAGGCAUAUGUGACGCUACGAUGAUGAUGAACAAAGAAGGUUUAAUAAGAAGUAUCCCAGAGUUUAAAGUGAA